Molecule: messenger RNA, 1156 nt
Organism: Prunus mume (Japanese apricot)
Lineage: Eukaryota; Viridiplantae; Streptophyta; Magnoliopsida; Rosales; Rosaceae
Product: geranyl diphosphate phosphohydrolase-like
Biological process (GO): dGTP catabolic process
Cellular component (GO): cytosol
Molecular function (GO): 8-oxo-7,8-dihydrodeoxyguanosine triphosphate pyrophosphatase activity
Source: RefSeq, a predicted model, not a curated record
UAUUAAUACAAGAAACUCCAAUUAAAGCAUGGGAAACCAAACGGAAACGGAGGAGGCACCCGUGCCGAGAGUGGCGGUAGUGGUGUGCCUGAUCAAAGGGAAAAGGGUGCUGUUGGGACGGCGCCGUUCCUCCCUUGGCGACUCCACCUUUUCUUUCCCUGGUGGCCACCUCGAAUUCGGUGAGGGCUUUGAGGAGUGUGCAGCAAGAGAAGUGAAGGAGGAAACUGGUUUGGGGAUUAAGAAUAUAGAGCUGAUGACGGUAAGAAACAACGUGUUCCUAGACGAGGCCAAGCCAUGCCAGUACGUGGGGAUUUUCAUGAGGGCAGUUUUGGCAGAUGAUGAUCAAGUGCCCCAAAAUGUGGAGCCAAACUUCUGUGACGGAUGGGAUUGGUACGAAUGGGACGCUCUCCCUAAACCACUCUUUUGGCCUCUGGAGAAUGCGAUUAUGGCCGGAUUUAAUCCUUUUCAUACAUGAAAAAAAUAUAUAUACAUAGCAUGUAUGUAUGAAUAAAAAAUGAAUGAAAUAAACCGUUAACGUUUCUCUGCCAAUUAAGGAAAGCAUGCAGUUUGAUUGCAGAAAAAUUAUUGGAGUUGGAUUGGAUAUAUAGGUUUGACUUGCUCCUCAAUUAUGGAAAGGAUGUCUCGUGGUUUACGUACUCAAAAAGACAAUAUAUGCUAUAAUAUUAGCUUUGACUAGUUCUGCCUCCAUUCAUGUGACGAGAGCGAAGCAAAUCAUAAUGCAAUAAUAAUGCUAUUGCUCCCGCAAAUAGUCAAGUAUUAAUUAUCUUUUGUUAGAGUCCUCCUAUUUCCAUCUAAUUGUCCUAUUUUCUCACUCAUUUUAUAUUCAAAAUUUUAAAUACAAAUUUAUCCAUUUGUAAAAUAACUUUUAAGGACUUAAGGAAAAACCUCACCUCAUAACUCACCUAUUCUUUUUUUUUUUUUCUUAUUAUUAUUAUUAUUAUUUUUUGGUCAAAGCACUGGAAAAUUUCAUUCAAAAUGAAUACAAAACUUGCAACAGCAUGUGCUGCCAUAUUGCAUCGAUGCAGAGCAAACACAAACACCUCUAGUAAUGAAACCAACUGUCCGAUUGAGCUGAGAAACCAAUUGUCGAAUGUAAAAAUAAUCCCUUUUAUCCUCCCCAUUGAGGAGCAUAAUA